AUGUCACAGUCGCGUGAUCCAAUAUGGUGACCUCAGGAAUAAUUUUGCAAUGUUUAUUUUAGAAAUUUCAGUGUAAUUUAGUGUAAUUAACAAUGUAAACUCUGAUCAUGGGUGGAAAAGAUUCAAAAUUAUCGUAUAUUAGCCAGGAGGAGGCUUUAAAAAGAGUGACAGAUGCUGAGUUGAAGAGACUUAAAGAUGCAUUUAAGAGAGUUUCUACCCUUAGUGGAUUUAUGACAGAGACUGUGUUUAUGAGGGAAGUUCUAUGGGAUGGAGUACCAACAAAGAUUGCCCAGUUGCUUUUUAAAGCAUUUGGAGGGAACUCCAAGGGAUUGUCAUUUAAGGAGUUGCUUGCUGGAAUGGUUGUCCUUACAAAGGGCACAAAAGAAGAGAAAAUCAAAUUGAUAUUUGGCAUGUAUGCUGAUGAGUCUUUCACAGUGAUCAACAAGGAUGAGAUGGACAGAAAAAUUGUUACAACAGAGGAUCAGGUUCCUCCAUCACUUACACAACUCUUUGCACAGAGUGAUCAAAUUGAUUAUGAAACAUUCCGUACAUGGGUCUACAUGAAUCCAGAUGCAACAAUUGUAACGAAAUGGCUGCUGACCGAACCAAUUUCAUUUUCCCUGUCCAGCGACACAGAAACACCAACGUUCUACCAGACACUGGCCGGAGUUACACACUUGGAAGAGACAGAUAUUAGUGAACUGGAGAAGAAAUACUGGAUUUUGAAAGCUCAGUCUAAGACAGGGAAAUUUGACCAGGAAACAUUUAAAUCAUUUGUCUGUCCUACAAUACCAGAAUCCCUUUGUGAAGCAUUGUUCAUGGCAUUUGAUGAGAAUCGUGAUAGUCAUAUAGACUUUAAGGAGAUAGCUUGUGGAGUGUCUGCAUGCUGCCGUGGUCCCACAAUGGAGAGACAAAAAUUUUGUUUUAAAAUAUUUGACACGGAUCAUGAUGGUAAACUGGGUGAGCAAGAGUUACGUGAGAUGAUAGAUUCUCUAGUAGCAAUACGGAUGGAGAACAAGGAUCCUGAACAAUUGGAGAGUGAUGCCUUUCUUAAGAUGGAUCCAAACAUGGUUGCCAAGGAGAUUGUGUCAUGUCAUGAUUCUGAUAAAGAUGGGUUCAUCACUAUGGAAGAAUACCUAGUGUGGACGGUGAAUAAUGUGCUCUGUGAUGAUUUCCUUGACCUACUUAGUCAGAUUUGCCAUGUAGUUCUUGGUCUUAAACCUGAAACUCCUGAAGAAGAAGGGAAGAUAAUUCUGGAUUGGUUAGCAAGAGAAGAUAGAAAGAAAAAGAAAGUUGGACAAGUGUGGUACCUUAUUUCAAUACAGUGGUGGAAUGCAUGGAAAAGCUAUGUCACAUAUAAAGUCACGGAAGAAAACGGGGUGAUAACGGAAGCACCUGCACGCAGUAGUUCUAACGAUGCUCGUCAUAGAUUACUUACACAGUGUAAAAAUCCGACAGGAUGUCUACCGUGGGACGAUGAAAAUGUAAUAAUGGUGAAUGUUAAUAAAACAAACUCUGUAUGUGAGACACCUUUGGUCGGAGAUUCGCGAGAAUCUUCCAAUCAGUUUAAUAGUCAUACGUUUCCAAGGACGUCACAUUCGUUGACGAGUACGCCUAAAAAGUAUAGGUUAUCUCCAGAAGUUGAGCACAAGACGAGGAGCCCGAGUGCAUCCCCGAAGUUGAAGAAAAGAGUGGUUAUUCCACCAAAACCUAGUAAAAUAGACAACAGCUCCCUUGUUAUACCAAAUCAGUAUAAGGUGAUGACCUUGACAAAUGAGGGAGGUCGAUUGAAGAGAGAUGUUAUGAUGGUAGAUGGGAAAGAUUUUAAAUUAGUACCUGAACCAGUCUGGAAGGCUCUAUCUACAUGGUAUGGGGGCUGUCCAGCAUUACCUAGAACUGUGAUACCAACUGGAAAGGGAGAUUUGAACCCAGAACUUGAGCUUUAUCCGGUAAUGGUUCGGUUAUUGAGACACCAGACUCAAGCUCAGCGUCCAGUACAGACUACUUCUAUUACCAGUGUGAUGACAGGGUUAGGUGGAAUGGCAAUUAGUACUAUGAACAGUUUUACAAAUCACCAUCAACAACCAAAGAAAUACCUGGCAUUUACAGCGUGUUUUAGUAAAUGUCAUACCAUGCAACAAGUGUAUGAUUUCCUAUGUACAAAAUUACGUUUCACAAGAGAAGAUUUACGACUGUGGAAAAUAAGCAGCAAAGAUGAGAACAAUAUGAUGAUGUUGGAUGAUGAAACAUUAACUGUGGAACAUGCAGGGAUUGAGGACUCACAACAAAUUUUAAUUGAAGUGAGGAACAAGGAUCUGACAUGGCCAGAAGAGAUGUCACAAUUAGCAAAGAACAAAAACAUGAAGAAAGAUCAAGUGCCGACGGAACCUGGGGCGACAGGUUUAAACAACUUAGGGAACACAUGUUUUAUGAAUGCUGCAGUACAAUGUGUGUCCAACACUCAACCUCUCACUAGAUACUUUAAAGAAGGCUUUUAUCAGUAUGAACUAAACAGAACAAAUCCGUUGGGUAUGAAAGGACAUAUAGCUCAGAGGUAUGGGGAUCUGGUCAAAGAUAUGUGGAGUGGUACAACUAAAACAACAGCACCUUUGAAAUUAAGGUGGACUAUAGGAAAGUAUGCACCCCGUUUUAAUGGCUUCCAACAGCAUGACUCUCAGGAAUUGCUAAGUUUUCUGCUAGAUGGCCUACAUGAAGACUUGAAUAGAGUACAUGAUAAACCAUAUGUAGAACUGAAAGAUUCUGAUGGGAGACCAGAUGAAAUUGUUGCUCAAGAGGCCUGGGAUAACCAUUUGCUGCGUAACCAGUCUGUGAUAGUAGAUUUAUUCCAUGGUCAGUUAAAAUCGCAGGUUAGAUGUAAGGAAUGUGGUCACACCAGUGUUAGGUUUGAUCCCUUCAACUAUUUGUCUUUACCAUUACCCAUGGAAAGCUGUAUACACCUUGAAAUUAUUGUGAUGAGAUUGGAUGGUUCUGUGCCGGUGAAAUACGGUCUACGGUUAAACAUGGAUGAGAAAUACAAGGCAUUAAAGAAGGAGCUUAGUAAAUUAGCCGACAUAUCGCCCGAACAAAUACUGCUUGUAGAAAUAGUUGGUCCUGUUGUCAAGACACUGCCACAUGAUAAUCAGAAGGUACGUAACCUGCUAGGUGGCUCCCUCUAUGCAUAUGAACUACCUCCUGUAGAAGAUAUUGAACCAAUCACAGCUGAGGACGAAACUUCGGAGAAAAAAUCAAACAUUGGUCUUAGUGAAAUACAGCGCGGCAUAUCAAAAAAACCAACUGCAGCAAAUGGACAUAUAGGGCGAUUACAGCCAGCACUAAAUGGUUUAGAUCGUGGGAGUAAUUCGGCAACAAGUACCCCCACCCACUCUCGUAACAACAGCAGUACGAGUCUUAACAUGAGUAUGAACAGUAGUGUUAGUUUAGAAUCGGGACAAAAAUCGGUCGGUGACGUGUUCAGUGGAUUUGUAAUAGCUGUGCAUAGGAAAAUGACAUUGAUGGACUUGUACUUCCUGUCAUCACAAAAGACCCGCCCUAGUUUGUUUGGCACGCCCAUUAUUUUGCCAUGUGAUGAGAAAGCGUCCAAUCAGGAUCUGUAUGAGUUUAUAUGGAAACAAGUUGCUAGAAUAGUCAGUCCCCUUCCCCCGUCAGAGGCCAAACUGUCCAACCAUGCUCUUGACUGUGAUGAUAGUCUGGGUUAUGAGUACCCAUUCACACUGAAAGUAGUUCAAAAAGAUGGCUUCACAUGUGCCUGGUGUCCUUGGUACAGGUUUUGUCGGGGCUGCAAUAUAGUAUGUAAUACGGAAAAAUUCAAUUUUGGUAGUUCAUUUAUUGCUGUAGAUUGGGAACCAACUGCUUUACAUCUUAGGUACCAGACCACAUGUGAACGGUUUUUCGAGGAAAAUCCGAGUGUUGCUGAGAGUAGAAAGAAGCAGACGGAACCAAUUGACCUUGACACCUGUUUACAGGCAUUCACAAAGGAGGAGGAGCUAGGGGAGGAUGAACUGUACUAUUGUUCUAAAUGCAAAAAACACUGCCUUGCUUCAAAGAAACUAGAUAUUUGGAGACUUCCUUCUGUUCUUAUUGUAAAUUUGAAAAGAUUUCAAUUUUUAAAUGGAAGGUGGGUGAAAUCGCACAAAAUAGUCAAUUUUCCCUUAGUAGAUUUCGACCCGUCGUGUUACUUAGCCCCACGUAAACAUUCCUUAUGCAACUGUGGUAUCCAAGGCAACAACCAAUCAGAAAUCAGUCCACAUGGAGAUGGUCUAGCCGUGCCAAAUACAGAGAAUGAUGUCUCUUGUAUCUGUGAUAAAAAUGAUCCAGAGUCUGUAUCACCGUCCAGAAGAAAAGAUGAUGGAGCGAUUGAGGAGAUGAAACAUUCCAAGAAAUGUGCUGAGAAUAGUUUCCCUAGCAACACUUCCAAUUGUCAUAGCAACAACAAUGCUACAUGUAAAACUAAAGGUUGCUCAAAGUUUGUCUAUGAUCUAUGUGCAAUGUCUUGUCAUACGGGUAUUCUUGGUGGUGGACAUUAUGUAGCCUUUGCCAAGAAUCCAAAUCAGAAAUGGUACUGUUAUAAUGACAGUAGUUGUAAGGAGGUUCAAGAGAGCCAUCUGGACACAAAUGCUGCUUAUAUUUUAUUCUACCAACGGAAAGAUAUCGACGUUUCUUCCUUUAUGCCGGAAAUCACUAACAAGGAUCCGGACACGCAAGAAAUAGACGAUGAAUUUGAGUCUGAUUUUAAACGCCUCUGUGUAAUUCAAUAGCAUAAACAGUUUUAUAUUAAAUUAUACCAGAUAUUUUAAUGGGGGCAUGCAGAUAUAAUAAUUAUUUAUGAAAAUAUAAUAUCAUACUUCUUUGUCAGAAAUAUGUAAAGCCAAAAAAAAUCAUCACCUUAGUGCAAUAAUAGGUUAACUCCUAUGAAAUUAUAAAAGGAGUUAACUUAUAACUGCACUAAGAUGACAAAAUAACAAUUCGAAUCAGGUAGUCCAGUCAAACAAAUAAUUUGAAAAACAACAUAUUUAGUAUUUUGCGAAAAAUAUUCUGAAAAGAAUUUCAUAGGAAAUAUGGGAAAAAAAAGAAGAAAAAGGAAAUCUGACACAAUGAUUUUCUUGGCAUUAGUCGUAAAGUAAAAGCAGAUUUAAGUUGCAUACAAUACACUAAUUAACUGUUCAGUGUAACCUGUUUUUACAGACCACCAGGAAAAAAAAGACCUUUGUUAAAAGUUCACUUUUAAUUGCAAUUUAAAGUCACUUCCACUCAAAAGUAGAAUAUGCUUUAGAUACAGGAAAUAACUUCACUCUAAAGUGAAACAUGUUCUAGGUACAAAAAGUAUAAAAUAUAUUUAACUUACAAAGUGAUUAAGAGGCAGACCAUUUAAGAGAUGUUAUUUUACAAAAUUACAAAAAUUUUAACCAAAAAAAAUCCCAAAGAAAAUUUGUAAAGAAAAUAAGUAUUCUCUGUGGAUUUUCUGCUUUUCUUUCUUUCUUUUUUUGACAGUAAGUGGGAGGGAGCAGGUUUUUUAUUGAAUAGAGAUGAGGUAUUUUUCUUAAUACUCUCUGUCAAAUUAAGUUUCAAUUUAAACGUAUCAUUCAAUCUGUAGCUUCAUUUUAAACAUUGUGCAUUAUGAUAUUACAAGAUUUAUUUUCAGUUUAUGCAUAAAUCCCUCUCCCCCCACCUAAGGGCUGGACACAUUUGCAAACUAGGAGCAUAAAUAAGUAUAAUCAUACAAAUUACAAAAUGGAGGGUUGAGGCUGCCAUCCCUGCGUGAUAGUAAGAGGCAAUUAAAUUGGUUCAAAUUACUGGAGUCUAUGCAUCUCUUAGCUCCAGCAGGUGAGGUGGUUUUGACCCCUAGUAUUGCUUUAAGUUUGUUACAUCCAAGCUUAGCCAAAAUCAUCUUUCCUGUUUCUGUGCCAUUUAACCUAAAAUGUGUAUUGGUGCCCUAUAAAACCAAACAAAACAAAUAAAAACAAAAUGGAAAAUGGCCUUUGAAGAUUACAAACAAUAAAACACAUUUAUAUUCAUUAAACAUGUACCAUGAUAUAAAAAAAAGCUGAAAAUGCUAUGAGCUGGUUUUUGUGUUGCCUUGAAAA
Ruditapes philippinarum (Manila clam) is the source of this 6101-nucleotide messenger RNA. Its product is annotated as ubiquitin carboxyl-terminal hydrolase 32-like. Gene Ontology annotation, molecular function: calcium ion binding; cysteine-type deubiquitinase activity. The coding region runs from base 108 to 4775 and encodes 1555 amino acids. Gene Ontology annotation, cellular component: Golgi apparatus. The transcript is spliced from 31 exons. Lineage: Eukaryota; Metazoa; Mollusca; Bivalvia; Venerida; Veneridae. Gene Ontology annotation, biological process: protein deubiquitination. The record is from RefSeq and is a predicted model, not a curated record.